UUCCUUCAGUCAGACAGUGCGGCGCUCGGAGCAGGAAGGAAGCAGCCAGCUCUCUCUGGUUAUCUCUGCAGCUCAUCCUUCGCUGCGCUGCGACCACACACUGAUCCACGGGCUGAUCCAGGACCAGUGGCACCACCUGCCUAACCCUCCAUCACCUCCACCCUCCAUCCUCCAUCCCUCCUCCCUGCCUGCCUGGACCAGGACCUCGUCUCUGCCGCCACCGCCAUCAUGUGCGACUGUUUCCACCUGGCCUUCCCCAACUGGCACGCCGCCUCCUCCGGGACGGGAGCUGGUCGGAGGCUGAGAGCACCAGAGCCCGGCACAGAGGACGAUUCAACAUGUGACGAGCCAUCUCAGUUCACAGAGAGACCGCGACCUCAGGGAUCAUCCCCUGUUGAGGAGUAUCCUGAAACUGAGAAAUACACAGACAGUGACAAAGAGUGUGAAGAGGAGCAUGACCCACACUACAAAAGUGGGAGUGGAAGGAAAACUAAGAAGUCUGGGCUUGGGUCCAUGUUUGAAAAGCGCUCCACUCCAAAGAUGAGUAAACUGAAGGAAGUCCAUAGUCCCGAGUCCGGGCUGAUCGUGAAAACAGCCAAAGACGGAUGUGCGGAGGGUCUGGUUUAUGGUGGAGGAGGGAGAGAGGGAAUCUUUAUUAAGGAAGUCGUACCAGAGUCACCUGCCUCAAAAAGUCUCAAACUCAAAGAAGGUGAUCAGAUUCUGAGCGCCACUGUGUAUUUUGACAACGUGUCAUACGAGGAUGCCAUCCAGAUCCUGGAGCACGCUCAGGCGUACAAAGUGAAGCUCUGCUUGAAACGCAAACCCAACAUCACAGAGACUGAACCAACCAUCGAGUCUGACGUCAUCCCUGAGGAAGACGUCUACGCACCAGAGAUGAGGGAGCAAGGAAAAACCAAAAGGCGUGGUGACGCCCGCAUUUCAUGGCCUAAAUUUCCCUCCUUUGGGAAAGGACAGAAGUCCCGCUUUACAAGGUCUCACAGCUCCUCAGAGGCUGAUGAGCAGCGAAAACUCGAGCUUAGCCCAACAACAAGCGACACAGAGUCACCUAUAAAAUCUCAGGAUGCUCUCAAAGGCAAGAAGAAGCAUAAAGUGAAGCUUUCUGCUCUGACAAAGAGAGGACGAAUUAGUUCAUCCGAAGACCAGGACACAGAUGCACCUACAACAACGCAGAUGAUUUCACCUGAGUGCCUUGAAAGCCCCUCAGGAGAAACACCUCAAAUCUAUGCUGAAGACUUAAGACGUGAGCAAGCCGAUCAAAAACUGACCGAACCUCAAACUGUUCAACACAAGGUGGAGCUCAUCGAUAUAGACAGCACUGUGAAAACAGCAGAUCUAACUGCGGCUCUGGCGGGUCAAGAAAGCCUGUCCGGUAUUAAAUCCCCCGACGGGAAGAAAAAGAAGAAAGAACGGUCCGAAUUAAAAUUGAAAAUUCUGGGGAAGGAUAAAUCGCACAAGAAAGAUGCAAAAGCCAAAUCAUCACCAAAGAGGCUAAAAACAUUGGGGGCAAGUAUUGAAAUAGCAGACCAACCUGGAAAUGAAAAAUCAGAUGACAUCCCAAAUUUGGAUUCACAAACACGACCACAGGGAGAUCAACUAGCACUCGAUGGCAGCACCCAAAUAAUCAGCAGUGACAGUUCAAGGAUAAUCCCCACCAAAUCAGGGACGACACAGAUGGAAACGAGUGCACCAAAGGUGGAACUUGAAAUAUCUGAUGUUCUAUUGAUACAAAAAUCUCCACAGAAAGGCAAAGACAAAGACAUGAAGCAGAAACAAGAAACAAAGAUAGGUCCAACAUUCAAACUGCCUAAAAUCGGCUUUUGCGACCUUGACACUGAGGAAAUAAUACCAAAGAAUAAUGUAAACGUUGAAGAAGGCACAACUGAGAUUGAGCAGGUUACAGCUGACGGCACAGAGGUGAAAGAAGAUCCUUAUGAGCGAUUGUCAAAAAGCAGUCGUUCCAGAACAAAACUUCCCAAACGUGAAGACAUUGAGAUUCCAGGUAUGGAGGACAAGUUUACGAAGCCCACAGCCAAAAGAAUUAAAGAGCCAAAAGCUGGUUAUACUGGAAAUUAUGAAGACAUUCAGGCUGAAACUGUACAACUGUCCAUUGAUGUUGACAGCGUGAAAGAGGCAGUUUCAAAACUGCCUGGAUUUAAGCUGCCUAAGGUUGACACGAGUGGAGUUCCUAUUCCUGAAGAAAUUACUGUGAUAGAUGCAAAUGCACAAAGAAUAUCAGUGAAAACACCCACGAAAACAAAACAUGAGACACACUUCAGUAAGUUCGAUGUAGCUGCCUCUCCAGAAAUCUCCAAGACAUCAGUCAACCUACCAAAGAUCACACCUACUGAUUUAUCUUCAGAGGAGCUUCUGAUUGAGACCCGCGUAGAUUUUAACAAACCUGAAAAGAAAUACAAAACUGAGCCAAAGCAAGGCGACGGAGAGGUUUAUAAACGAGAACAUAUCGUAAUACCUGGAAAAGAAAGUGCAUGUGAAGUCGCCAUUCUUCAGACACAAGGCACAGAGGGCAUCAAGUCCGAGUAUGAAUCUGCAGCUACAUUCAAAUCAAAGAAGAUGACAAUGCCUCGCUUUGGGAUUGCAAAACCAGACAUAAGAAUCCCUGACAUUGGAACUGACUUGCCUAAACAAACUAUCUCUGAGCAAAAAGUUGACAACGUGAAAGGAGAAAGGACGAUUUUCUUCCAAGAAGUAAAGGUGUCAAAGACUGAAACAGGGAACAAGAUGGGAAGAGUCAUAUCGGAUGUCAGGAUACCUGAAAUUGAGGGCAUUGAAUACAUUGAUUCAGUAGAUGGUUUACCAGCCAAAAAGGAUGCUGGCAUAAAGCUUACGGGUCUUGGUGAUAAUCUUCAUGCUGCAGGCCCAAAAUCUGAUCUCUCCUUUCCGGAGAUCAGGGAUGAAAUUAAAGACGCUGAAGCUGAGGAGCACAAAUUCAAACUUCCAAAAUUUGAAGCAGUGACUCCAAACAUCAGUGGGACUGUGCCUGAUGCAGGUAAGGAUAUGACUAAUGAUGGGACAGAAACAGAAAAGGAUGGGAGGUUUAAAAUACCAACUCUCAGUAUGCCAAAGGUGAUAGGACCGAAAAUAGAUUUAAGCUUGUCAAGAAAAGAUGUAGACAUCUCACUAUUGGAGGCUAAAGCUGAGACUGAACUCACAGACAUUCCUGAGGUUGACGUUUCUCUUGGAAAAAUAAAUUUGUCUCUUCCAGAGCAAAAGAUGGAGAUUGAAAAACCUGAACUGGAAAUCAAACCAUGGCAGACUGAGGGUGAACUCGAUGGGCAUGGAAGAAAGUUCAAGAUACCAAAGCUUGGAAUUAAAAUGCCCAAAUUAAAAGGGCCUGAAUUUGAUUUAAGCUUAUCAAAGAAAGAUGUUGAUGUCACACUGCCAGAGGCUAAACCUGAAAUCAAACUACCAGAAGCCCCCAAGACUGACGUUACUCUUGGAAACGUAGGUGUUUCCAUUCCAGAGCAAAAGAUGGAGAUUGAAAAACCUGAGCUGGAAAUCCAACCUCUGAGGACUGAAGGCGAACUUGAUGGACAGGGAGGAAAGUUCAAAAUACCCAAAUUUGUUGUAAAAAUUCCAAAAGUGAAAGAGCCUGAAUUUGAUUUUAGCUCAUCAAAGAAAGAUGUUAAUGUCACACUGCCGGAGGCUAAAGCUGAGAUCAAACUCCCAGAAACCCCUAAAAUUGAUGCCAGUCUUGGAAAAGCAGAGGUUUUGAUUCCAGAAGCAAAGGUGGAGGUCAGAAAACCUGAAGUGAAAGUCCAAACCUUGCAGACUAAUGUUGAACUUGAAGGACAUGGAGGCAAGUUCCAAGUGCCAAAGUUUGGAAUCUCAAUGCCAAAAGUAAAAGGACCUGAAAUUCACUUUGGCUUAUCGAAGAAAGAUGGAGAUGUGACACCGCUGGAAGCCACAGCUGAAGUAAAAUCUCCUGAAGCUCCUGAAGUUGAUGUCAGUCUGGGCAAAGCAGAUGUUUCUCUUCCAAUGGGAAAAAUUGAAGUCAAAAAGCCUGAAUUAGAAAUAAAACCUCUGCAAAGUGAAGUUGAACUUGAUGGUCAAGGAAGCAAGUUUAAAAUGUCAAAGUUGGGAGUGUCAAUGCCAAAAGUAAAAGGACCUGAAAUUCACUUUGGCUUAUCAAAGAAAGAUGGAGAUGGGACAUUGCCAGAAGCCAAAGCUGAAGUAGAUGUCCCUGGAGUUGAACUAAAAGAACCCUCUGCGAAGGUGAAAGUCAAAGCUCCUGAAAUACAUGUUGCGACAAAAGGUAUAGAAGGAUCACCAACAAAAUUUAAGAUGCCAACGUUCAAACUACCAAAAUUUGGAAUUGUAACUCCAAACAUUUCUGCAGAACCACCUGAUACGGACAAAAGUGUCAAAAUCGAUGGAGCAGAUAUUAAUAUCCCUGACGAGGGGUCUGCAGUUCACAUUACAGCACCCAGCAUUGACAUCGACGGAGCUUCCAUAGAAAUGAAAACUGAAGGAACUGAACAGGAUGGAAAAGGAAGCAAAUUUAAGAUGCCUCAUCUUGGUUUAUCCAUGCCAAAAGUGAAAGGACCUAAAAUUGAUUUGAGCCUUUCAAGGAAAGAUGCAGAUGUCACGUUACCAGAGGCCAAAACUGAUGUCCAACUUCCAGAUGUCAAUCUUGGGAAAGUAGAUGUUUCAAUUCCAGAGGCUAAAGCUGAAAUAAAACUUCCAGAAGACCAUAAACUCGCUGUGGAGAUGAAACCACCAGAAGCAGAGAUGGAUGGACAUGGUGAGAAGUUUAAAAUGCCAAAGUUUGGAAUCAAAAUGCCAAAAAUCAAAGGGCCUGAGUUUGAUUUAAACCUAUCAAAGAAAGAUGGAGAUGUCACAUUACCAGAGGCUAAAGCUGAUGCCAAAUUUCCAAAGGUGGAUCUUGGGAAAGUAGAUGUUUCAGUUCCAGAGGCUACUGUGGAGGUUAAAAAACCGGACAUGGAAAAGCAGUUCUUGCAGACUGAAGGUGAACUCGAUGGACAGGGGGGAAAGUUCAAGAUGCCAAAGCUUGGAAUUAAAAUGCCCAAAUUAAAAGGGCCUGAAUUUGAUUUAAGCUUAUCAAAGAAAGAUGUUGAUGUCACACUGCCAGAGGCUAAAGCUGAGGUCAAACUCCCAGAAGCCCCUAAAACUGAUAUUAAUCUUGGAAACGCAGAUGUUUCCAUUCCAGAGGUAAAGGCUAAUGUUGAAAAACCUGAGCUGGAAAUUAAACCUUUGCAGACUGAAGUUGAAGUUGAAGGAAGCAAGUUCAAGAUGCCAAAGUUUGGAAUGUCGAUGCCAAAAGUGAAAGGUCCUGAAUUUCAUCUAGGCUUCUCAAAGAAAGAUGGAGAUGUCACCCUACCAGAAGCCAAGGCAGAUGUCAACCUCCCUGAUGUUGAACUUAAAGACGCUCAUGCUAAAGUAGAAAUUAAAGCUCCUGAGAUUGAAAAUGUAGCUAGGGGCACAGAAGGAUCACCUUCAAAAUUCAAAAUGCCAAAUUUCAGUUUCUCUAUGCCUAAAGUCAAAGGGCCUGACAUAGAUUUAAGCCUAUCAAAGAAAGACACAGAUGUCAUAUUACCAGGGACUAAAGCGGAGAUCAAACUCCCAGAAGCCCCGAAAAUCGAUGCCAAUCUUGGACAAGCAGAAGUUUUGAUUCCGGAAGCAAAGGUGAAGGUUAGAAAACCUGAUAAUGUUGGACUUGAAGGGCAUGGAGGCAAGUUACAAGUGCGGAAGUUUGGAAUCACAAUGCCAAAAGUAAAAGGGCCUGAAAUUGAUUUAAGUUUCUCCAAAAAAGAUGUUGAUGUGACAAUUCCAGAGGCUAAAGCUGAGGUUGAACUCCCAGACGCUCCGGACAUUGGUGUUGAUAUGAAACCACCAGGGUGUGAAGUAGAAAUUGAUGGGCAAGGAAGCAAGUUUAAAAUGCCAAAGUUUGGAAUCACAGUGCCAAAGGUAAAAGGACCUGAAACUGAUUUAGGCUUCUCCAAAAAAGAUGUCGAUGUGACACUACCAGAGGCUAAAGCUGAAGUCAAACUUCCUGAUGUUGAACUGAAAGAACCGUCUGCUAAAGUGGAAAUUAGAGCUCCUGAGAUUGAAGCUCAGCUGGGUCACGUGGAAGGAUCGCCAUCAAAAUUUAAACUGCCAUCAUUUAAGUUUCCUAAAUUUGGAGCUGCCACUCCAAAUAUCAGUGCAGAGGUACCUGAAAUGGACAAAGACAUAAAAGUUGAAGGAGCUAAGUUUAAAAUUCCUAAAGAUGGAGAAACAGUUGAUAUUGCAGCACAGAAUGUUGAUAUUGAUGGCCCAUCACUUGAUGUAAAAAUGAAAGGAACUGAAGGUGAGGGGAAAGAGAGCAAGUUCAAGGUGCCAAAGUUUGGAAUAUCAUUGCCAAAGGUACAAGGGCCUGAGAUUGAUUUAAGCUUACCAAAGAAAGAUAUCAAAUUACCUGAGGCCAAGCCUGAGGUUGAACUCCCAGAAGGAUCUGCAAUUGAUGUUAACCUUGGAACAGUAGAUGUUUCAAUGCCAGAAGCAAAAAUGGAGGUUAAACACCCUGAACUAGAAAUUAAAGCCUUCCAGUCUGAAGGUGAACUUGAUGGGCAAGGGCACAAGUUAAAAAUCCCAAAGUUUGGAAUCUCAGUGCCAACAGUAAAAGGAACUGACAUUGAUUUUAGCUUAUCAAAGAAAGAUGCAGACAUCACCCUACCAGAAGCAAAAGCUGAGGUCAGUCUUCCUGAUGUUGAACUUGAAGAACCUUCUGCUAAAGUGGAAAUUAAAGCUCCUGAGAUGGAAGCUCAAUUAGGCAAUGUGAAAGGAUCACCUUCAAAAUUUAAACUGCCAACAUUCAAAUUUCCCAAAUUUGGAUCUGCCACUGCAAAUGUUAGCGCUGAAGUACCUGAUAUAGACAGAAAACUCAAAAUUGAUGGCACAGACAUGCACAUACCUGUGCCACAAACAGAUGAAGUUAAAGCAGAGGUCCAUCUGCCAGAGGUUGAAGUCACAAAGCCUUCAGGCAGUGUUGUGAUAGAUCAACAGCUGGGUGCUGAGGUAGAUGCAAAACUGAAAAAAUCCAGGUUUUCAUUGCCCAGAUUUUCUUUUUCAAAACCAAGUGUUAAUGUCCCUGAAAUGGAUGAUAGUCUUCAGGACGUGAAAGUUGCAAUUCCAGAGAGCAAAGUGGAAGUGAAAAAAGGGGAAGUGGAUAUGAACAUACCAGAAUUAGAGGCAGAAGUUGAUGGAAGCAAGUUUAGAAUGCCAAAGUUUGGCAUCUCAUUGCCCAAAGUUAAAGGACCUGAAAUCGAUCUGAGCUUAUCAAAGACAGAUGUAGAUGUGACACUACCAGAAGCCAAAGCUGAAGUUCAACUACCAGAUGUCGAGCUCAAAGACCCUGAAGUGGAAAUCAAAGCUCCUGAGAUCAAGGUAUCAGCAAAGGGUAAAGAAGGAUCACCAUCAAAAUUUAAAUUGCCAACAUUCAAACUACCCAAAUUUGGAGUUAGUACUCCAAGUGCCACUGUAGAUGUGCCCGACAAAGAUAUUAAAAUCGAAGGAGCUGACAUCAACAUUCCUGAGGAAGUUCUUACAGUUGACAUUGCAGCACCCAGUGUUGACAUUGAAGGCCCCUCAAUAGAUAUUAAAACUACAGGAAUUGAGCAUGAAGGAAAAGGAGGCAAGUUUAAACUGCCAAGUCUCGGUUUUUCUGGACCUCAAAUCAAAGGACCUGAAAUCGAUCUGAGCUUAUCCAAGAAAGAUGUAGAUGUGACACUACCAGAAGCCAAAGCUGAAGUCAAACUGCCUGAAGAUGAAAUCAAACAACCUGAAGUGGAAAUCAAAUCUCCUGAGAUCAAGGUAUCAGCAAAGGGUAAAGAAGGAUCACCAUCAAAAUUUAAGAUGCCAUCAUUCACAUUCCCCAAAUUUGGAGCUCCAAAGGUCAGUGUGGAAGUACCUGAUGUAGACACAGAUGUUCAAGUUGAUGGAGCUACAGUGGAUGUUACUGCACCCAGCAUUGACACUGAAGGUGUUUCUGUAGAUGUGAAAGCUAAAGGAAGUGACGUUGAAGGGUCAGGAAGCAAGUUUAAAAUGCCAAAGUUUGGCAUCUCAAUGCCCAAAGUUAAAGGACCUGAAAUGGAUCUGAGCUUAUCCAAGAAAGAUGUAGAUGUGACACUACCAGAAGCCAAAGCUGAAGUCAGACUGCCUGAUGUUGAAGUCAAACAACCUGAGGUGGAGCUUAAGCUGUCAGAAGGUGACGUAGAAUUAGAGGGGCAGGAAAGGAAGUUUAAAAUGCCAAAGUUUGGCAUCUCAUUGCCCAAAGUUAAGGGGCCUGAAAUGGAUCUGAGCUUAUCAAAGAAAGAUGUAGAUGUGACACUACCAGAAGCCAAAGCUGAAGUCAAACUACCUGACGUCAAAAUGAAACAACCCUCUGCCACAGUGGAAAUCAAAUCUCCUGAGACUGAAGGUCAAACUGGUGAUGUUGAUGGAUCACCGGCCAAACUUAAGAUGCCAUCAUUCACAUUCCCCAAAUUUGGAGCUCCAAAGGUCAGUGUGGAAGUACCUGAUGUAGACACAGAUGUUCAAGUUGAUGGAGCUACAGUGGAUGUUACUGCACCCAGCAUUGACACUGAAGGUGUUUCUGUAGAUGUGAAAGCUAAAGGAAGUGACGUUGAAGGGUCAGGAAGCACGUUUAAAAUGCCAAAGUUUGGCAUCUCAUUGCCCAAAGUUAAGGGGCCUGAAAUGGAUCUGAGCUUAUCCAAGAAAGAUGUAGAUGUGACACUACCAGAAGCCAAAGCUGAAGUCAAACUGCCUGAAGCUGAAGUCAAACAACCUGAAGUGGAAAUCAAAGCUCCUGAGAUCAAGGUAUCAGCAAAGGGUAAAGAAGGAUCACCAUCAAAAUUUAAGAUGCCUAUAUUCAAACUACCCAAAUUUGGAGCUCCAAAGGUCAGUGUGGAAGUACCUGAUGUAGACACAGAUGUUCAAGUUGAUGGAGCUACAGUGGAUGUUACUGCACCCAGCAUUGACACUGAAGGUGUUUCUGUAGAUGUGAAAGCUAAAGGAAGUGACGUUGAAGGGUCAGGAAGCAAGUUUAAAAUGCCAAAGUUUGGCAUCUCAAUGCCCAAAGUUAAAGGACCUGAAAUGGAUCUGAGCUUAUCCAAGAAAGAUGCAGAUGUGACACUACCAGAAGCCAAAGCUGAAGUCAGACUGCCUGAUGUUGAAGUCAAACAACCUGAGGUGGAGCUUAAGCUGCCAGAAGGUGACGUAGAAUUAGAGGGGCAGGAAAGCAAGUUUAAAAUGCCAAAGUUUGGCAUCUCAAUGCCCAAAGUUAAGGGGCCUGAAAUGGAUCUGAGCUUAUCAAAGAAAGAUGUAGAUGUGACACUACCAGAAGCCAAAACUGAAGUUCAACUACCAGAUGUCGAGGUCAAAGACCCUGAAGUGGAAAUCAAAUCUCCUGAGAUCAAGGUAUCAGCAAAGGGUAAAGAAGGAUCACCAUCAAAAUUUAAGAUGCCUACAUUCAAACUACCCAAAUUUGGAGUUAGUACUCCAAGUGCCACUGUAGAUGUGCCCAACAAAAAUGUCAAAUUCGAAGGAGCUGACAUCAACAUUCCUGAGGAAGUUCUUACAGUUGACAUUGCAGCACCCAGUGUUGACAUUGAAGGCCCCUCAAUAGAUAUUAAAACUACAGGAACUGAGCAUGAAGGAAAAGGAGGCAAGUUUAAACUGCCAAGUCUCGGUUUUUCUGGACCUCAAAUCAAAGGACCUGAAAUCGAUCUGAGCUUAUCCAAGAAAGAUGUAGAUGUGACACUACCAGAAGCCAAAGCUGAAGUCAAACUGCCUGAAGAUGAAAUCAAACAACCUGAAGUGGAAAUUAAAUCUCCUGAGAUCAAGGUAUCAGCAAAGGGUAAAGAAGGAUCACCAUCAAAAUUUAAGAUGCCAUCAUUCACAUUCCCCAAAUUUGGAGCUCCAAAGGUCAGUGUGGAAGUACCUGAUGUAGACACAGAUGUUCAAGUUGAUGGAGCUACAGUGGAUGUUACUGCACCCAGCAUUGACACUGAAGGUGUUUCUGUAGAUGUGAAAGCUAAAGGAAGUGACGUUGAAGGGUCAGGAAGCAAGUUUAAAAUGCCAAAGUUUGGCAUCUCAAUGCCCAAAGUUAAAGGACCUGAAAUGGAUCUGAGCUUAUCCAAGAAAGAUGCAGACGUGACACUACCAGAAGCCAAAGCUGAAGUCAGACUGCCUGAUGUUGAAGUCAAACAACCUGAGGUGGAGCUUAAGCUGUCAGAAGGUGACGUAGAAUUAGAGGGGCAGGAAAGGAAGUUUAAAAUGCCAAAGUUUGGCAUCUCAUUGCCCAAAGUUAAGGGGCCUGAAAUGGAUCUGAGCUUAUCAAAGAAAGAUGUAGAUGUGACACUACCAGAAGCCAAAACUGAAGUCAAACUACCUGACGUCAAAAUGAAACAACCCUCUGCCACAGUGGAAAUCAAAUCUCCUGAGACUGAAGGUCAAACUGGUGAUGUUGAUGGAUCACCGGCCAAACUUAAGAUGCCAUCAUUCACAUUCCCCAAAUUUGGAGCUCCAAAGGUCAGUGUGGAAGUACCUGAUGUAGACACAGAUGUUCAAGUUGAUGGAGCUACAGUGGAUGUUACUGCACCCAGCAUUGACACUGAAGGUGUUUCUGUAGAUGUGAAAGCUAAAGGAAGUGACGUUGAAGGGUCAGGAAGCAAGUUUAAAAUGCCAAAGUUUGGCAUCUCAAUGCCCAAAGUUAAAGGACCUGAAAUGGAUCUGAGCUUAUCCAAGAAAGAUGUAGAUGUGACACUACCAGAAGCCAAAGCUGAAGUCAGACUGCCUGAUGUUGAAGUCAAAGACCCUGAAGUGGAAAUCAAAGCUCCUGAGAUCAAGGUAUCAGCAAAGGGUAAAGAAGGAUCACCAUCAAAAUUUAAAUUGCCAACAUUCAAACUACCCAAAUUUGGAGUUAGUACUCCAAGUGCCACUGUAGAUGUGCCCGACAAAAAUGUCAAAUUCGAAGGAGCUGACAUCAACAUUCCUGAGGAAGUUCUUACAGUUGACAUUGCAGCACCCAGUGUUGACAUUGAAGGCCCCUCAAUAGAUAUUAAAACUACAGGAACUGAGCAUGAAGGAAAAGGAGGCAAGUUUAAACUGCCAAGUCUCGGUUUUUCUGGACCUCAAAUCAAAGGACCUGAAAUCGAUCUGAGCUCAUCAAAGAAAAAUGUAGAUGUGACACUACCAGAAGCCAAAGCUGAAGUCAAACUGCCUGAAGUGGAAAUCAAAUCUCCUGAGAUCAAGGUAUCAGCAAAGGGUAAAGAAGGAUCACCAUCAAAAUUUAAGAUGCCAUCAUUCACAUUCCCCAAAUUUGGAGCUCCAAAUGUCAGUGUGGAAGUACCUGAUGUAGACACAGAUGUUCAAGUUGAUGGAGCUACAGUGGAUGUUACUGCACCCAGCAUUGACACUGAAGGUGUUUCUGUAGAUGUGAAAGCUAAAGGAAGUGACAUUGAAGGGUUAGGAAGCACGUUUAAAAUGCCAAAGUUUGGCAUCUCAAUGCCCAAAGUUAAAGGACCUGAAAUGGAUCUGAGCUUAUCCAAGAAAGAUGCAGACGUGACACUACCAGAAGCCAAAGCUGAAGUCAGACUGCCUGAUGUUGAAGUCAAACAACCUGAGGUGGAGCUUAAGCUGUCAGAAGGUGACGUAGAAUUAGAGGGGCAGGAAAGGAAGUUUAAAAUGCCAAAGUUUGGCAUCUCAUUGCCCAAAGUUAAGGGGCCUGAAAUGGAUCUGAGCUUAUCAAAGAAAGGUGUAGAUGUGACACUACCAGAAGCCAAAACUGAAGUCAAACUGCCUGACGUCAAAAUGAAACAACCCUCUGCCACAGUGGAAAUCAAAUCUCCUGAGACUGAAGGUCAAACUGGUGAUGUUGAUGGAUCACCGGCCAAACUUAAGAUGCCAUCAUUCACAUUCCCCAAAUUUGGAGCUCCAAAGGUCAGUGUGGAAGUACCUGAUGUAGACACAGAUGUUCAAGUUGAUGGAGCUACAGUGGAUGUUACUGCACCCAGCAUUGACACUGAAGGUGUUUCUGUAGAUGUGAAAGCUAAAGGAAGUGACGUUGAAGGGUCAGGAAGCAAGUUUAAAAUGCCAAAGUUUGGCAUCUCAAUGCCCAAAGUUAAAGGACCUGAAAUGGAUCUGAGCUUAUCCAAGAAAGAUGCAGACGUGACACUACCAGAAGCCAAAGCUGAAGUCAGACUGCCUGAAGUCGAAGUCAAACAACCUGAAGGUGCCAUUUCAGUACCAGAUGCACCAACUACUGAGGUUGAGGCCAAGUUGAAACGACCGAACUGGACAUUUCCAAAGUUUUCAUUUUCACGGACAGGCAGUAAAGCCCCUGAUGUUGAUGUGAACUUUGAAUCACCCAAAGUUGAUGUGACAUCACCAGGGGCCAAAGCAGAAGUCCACGGACCUUCAGGGUCCAUUUCAGUGGAAGAACCUCAUUCUGCUGAACUCGAUGCAAACCUGAAAAAAACUACAUUUUCUCUACCAGGAUUUUCUUUGUCAAAGUCAAAUGUUAAAGAAGGUGCAGUCAGUGCACAGGUGGAUGUUUCUCUUCCAGAGGGAGAAGUGAUAGUCAAACAACCUGAAAUGAAAAUGAAAGCUCCUGAGUUUGAAGCUGAACAUGAUGAACAAGGAAGCAAGUUUAAAUUGCCAAAGUUUGGCAUCGCAUUACCAAAAACAAAAGGACCUGAAGAAGAGUUAAGUGCAUCGCAAAGAGAUGUAGGCAUCACACUGCCAGAUGUUAAAGCCGAGGUCAAACUCCCUGAAGUCAAACAAUCUUCAGCAAGUGUGGAAAUUAAAGCUUCUGAGAGUGAAGCCAAGUCAAAAGAUGUUGGAGGAUCACCGUCAAAGUUUAAAAUGCCCACAGUGAAAAUGCCCAAAUUUGGAGGUGCUGUCUAUGAUGUCACCGUAGAAGCACCUGCCGCUGACAAAGCAACGGAAACUAAAGGAGCUAAACUGAAGGAGGAUGUCACUGUCACCAUCAAAGGUCCAAGUGUUGACAUUAAGACAGAUGUGUCCAAAGCUGCUGCAGCAGAUUCUGAAGCACCAAAGACUGAAACCGACAGCGCAGGCCUUGCCUCUCCAAGUAAAUUCAAAUUACCAACAUUUAAGAUGCCAAAGCUGAGUUUCUCCAGAGCCGCCCCUGAGGCCGAACAUGUCCCUGUGGAUGAACAUGUCCCUGAGGACGAACAUGUCCCCGUGGACACUGACAGCAAAGAUCAGCUGAAAAAGGAGGCUGAGUCAAAAGCAGAGACUAAAUCACCAAAACAGGCUUUGACAUCAUUUGGUGAGAUCCUCAAGAAUAUUGAUGUUGAAUUUGAUGUCCCAAAACCAGAAGAAAGUCUUGAAACCUCAAAGGACGUUCAUGACACAGAUGAACCCAGUGGAAAAAAGUCUGAGACAAAGAAAGAGGAGACAAAGCAAGAUACUGUCAAAAGUCCUGAGAGGACAGGCUGGUUUAAAUUCCCCCGGUUUGGACUGUCCUCGCCAUCAGAACCUGCUAAGACACCUGAAAAAGACGAGCACAAGGACAAGAAGAGUCCAGCAGGAGAAUCAGUGGAUGAGGAAAUAAGUCAAACCUGUUCUGUCCAGUCAUCUGAUGCCUUCGCUGACAUUAGCUCUGCAAUGACGAGUGAGCAUGCUGGCCUGUCCUUAUCUUCUCCAACCAAAGUCACGGUCAAAUACUCGGACCCUGAUGCUGCCACAGUGCUUGGAGAGAUGCACAGUAACAUCAUUACUUCCACCACAAGGACUGAGCUUGUCUCCGUUGAGCCCAACCUGCCUGAGAAAAUCACCAUUCUGUCAUCCGGAGUUUCAUCUUCAUCCGAGGACACCCUCAGACUGGAAUCUGGAAAAAUACAUGUCAUUACAUCAAACAUACAGGCGACGCCAGAAGCACAGCAUGCCAAGCUGCUGACUGCUCUCCAGGUCCAAUCAGCUGGAGCCCUUCCCCUCCAGUCAGAUGCUGAUGAAGCGGCAGCGUGGACCGUCGAGGAUUCACAUGGCGGCAAGCGGACGGUCCUUGAAAGGCGUUUAGUCCGGGAAACAUCAAGUGGAAGAAGUGAAAGCAAAGAAACAAUUGUUAUAACAAAACAGAUCACACGUUCCUUGGAGCCCAUCUCAGGUGAGACGGCGUCAUCCGUUCAGCGACUACGAGACUCUGUGCACUUGGAGAAAAUGAGGUUCUUCGACGGAGUCAACAAGUGAAAUAACUCAAUAUAAACUGUGUUUAUUGACCGGUAUCAGGGGCCGGUGGGUUUCUGACUGAUGGAGAGCUUAGACAGAAAACAGAUCAUUAACGAAUCACAGUAAAGAUUGAGUCUGUGUUCACCUCUGGUUGCAUGUUGUUGAUCUGUAAUGAGACGGAUUGAUGUAAAUCACACUGACCAUGUGAUGAAGGUGUUAAUAAGCUGUGUAACUGAGUGCUCUUACUGCAGAUAAUGAACCAAAUAUCCUGCUUCUUAUGGUACUGAGCUAAAAUAAGCCAUGACUUUUACUCUAAUAUCUUUUUAUAAAGUCUGACACUGAUCCGACUUCCUGUGCUCUUAUUUAUCGGACAAUAAUCACCAGUGCAUUUGAUUUAAGAAAGUUUGAUCUGAGCUGAAAAUCAAUCGAUGUUACUGACAUUCCAAAAUGUGUUUACAGUAAUUUCACAGCGCCUUCGUUCGGCGCAGUCUACAACAGAUAAUGUAUCACCAGAUAUUCUUGUUGCUGUAGCUGAAGAAACAAACAUAGCAAUGCAAAGCUGAAAUGAAACGCUCCUGAUGACGUGUGCUGCUGCUGCAUCUAUAUUUGUAUUAAUAUUUUUGCUUAAAACCUCAUUUGCUACAAUAAAAAUAUAUGGACAGUAGGAUGCCUUUCAGUAUCUCUGUAUAAAGAGGAAUAUUAAUAAACUGGCUGUGUAAAUAGCUGUUAGCGACCUCUGGGUUUUAUUUGAUGAUUGAUGCUGCCUGUUGGCAGAG
Messenger RNA from Epinephelus fuscoguttatus (brown-marbled grouper), 15008 nucleotides. Its product is annotated as neuroblast differentiation-associated protein AHNAK-like. Gene Ontology annotation, molecular function: protein binding. Gene Ontology annotation, biological process: regulation of RNA splicing. The transcript is spliced from 7 exons. Lineage: Eukaryota; Metazoa; Chordata; Actinopteri; Perciformes; Serranidae. The record is from RefSeq and is a predicted model, not a curated record. Gene Ontology annotation, cellular component: nucleus; cytoplasm. Bases 229 to 14253 code for a protein of 4674 amino acids.